This is a messenger RNA of Salmo salar (Atlantic salmon), 979 nucleotides long. RefSeq names its product translocase of inner mitochondrial membrane 8 homolog A (yeast) (gene timm8a). The record is from RefSeq and is a predicted model, not a curated record. Lineage: Eukaryota; Metazoa; Chordata; Actinopteri; Salmoniformes; Salmonidae.
AGCACUCUUCCGUUUCCUGUGACGCGCAAGUCGAUUCACACACGUGAAGGUCAGGAACUGCAGUCAAUCGUUUACAAUUACCACAUAAUUGUACAUUUCUGUCUAAUUUACAAGCGAUUUGUGCAUGAACAUGGAAAACCAAGGAGCCACAGCAGACCCUCAGCUUCAGCAAUUCAUCGAAAUCGAGUCCCAAAAACAAAGGUUUCAGCAGUUGGUCCAUCAGAUGACUGAAGUGUGUUGGGAGAAAUGCAUGGACAAACCCGGGCCCAAGCUGGACUCCCGGACAGAGAUCUGCUUUGUGAACUGUGUAGAGCGCUUCAUUGACACAAGCCAAUUCAUCCUGAACAGACUCGAACAAACACAGAGGAGUAAGGGCUCCUUCUCAGAAUCCAUGUCAGAAUAGUCUAGCAACAACCUCCACUGGAUAGAUUGACAAGACGCUGAACAGCCAAUCAAGUUGUUUUACAGCAAUGCCAGCUUUCUAUAUGGUGCAAUGAGAACACUGUCCAAUAACCAGGUGGGGAAGAAACAAGUCGUUUUGAUAAGUGCCUCGGUUUUGCACCUUGUAUCAUGUCACCUAGCCAAGUCCUCUCUCACCUAGUGGGACAUGAGAUUAAGUGCAGUAAUAACAAUUCUGGUUGGUAGCUAGCUAAUAUCUUCAUAUUGUUGGUGUUUCUGAAACUGUGUAGUAAAUUGAAUGAGCCUGUUGCAUGUCAAUCAUAUCAUGAAAACUGAGAUGGGAGAACUUCAUUAGUAUGCUUUUAUAACAAGCUUACCCAGCUGUUGAGGUUGUCCUGGGGCAGAAAUAAAGAGCCAAAAAUCUGGGACAUUCAAUUUGACACCGCGUCAGAAAGCCACAAAAACUCACUGCAUUCAGUACCAAGUCAGAGUACGAACAAUGUCUUGUUGGGAAAAGGGCACGAUCUAUGGCUGAAACAAGUGUUCCAUUGUAUAUAUGCAAUAAACUAAAAUCUUAUUG